Molecule: messenger RNA, 906 nt
Organism: Metopolophium dirhodum (rose-grain aphid)
Lineage: Eukaryota; Metazoa; Arthropoda; Insecta; Hemiptera; Aphididae
Product: girdin-like
Exons: 6
Coding region: 34-906 (290 amino acids)
Source: RefSeq, a predicted model, not a curated record
GAGUUGCUGAAAGAUAGUUAUAGACAACAAUACAUGAGAGUUAAGAACAAGUGUUUCUACGAUAAUAAGCAGGCAGAAGCAACAAUAAAAGCAUUGAAAAAAACUAUUGAACCAUUUAGACGUGAGAUAGCUAAUAGAGAUGGAACGAUUUCGACGCAAGACAAGCAACUUCGAAUACAAAGUACAAUGAUAUUCAGUGAGAAUGAUAAAAAUGAACUUGGAACACAAUCCAGAAUUUUUGCCAAAAAAGUUAAUGAUUUACACAGUGAAAUAGAAGCAAAUAAAAAAGAAUCUAUUGAAUCGAGAAAAAAAAUAGAAGAUUUGGAAGCAACAGUCUUAAAGUUAAGACAUAGGAAUGAAAAUUUAGAGAGAAGUAUAGAUAAUAUCGUCAUUAUAAAUAAAUCGAUAGUAAAGUGCAAUAAUGACCAACCUGCGAAGUCAUAUUCUAUGAAAGAAUCGUUGCAGAAACAAAUUUAUAAAUUACAAGACCAGAUUAAUAACGAAAAAUCAAAGAACUCUAAUCUUUUAAAUCAAAUAAAAAUGGUUAAAAAUCUAAAAGAAAUAGAUGAUAAAUCUAGUGCGAAGAAUCUGAACGAUGAAAUCCGGAGGCUGACAAAUUUAAAUAAGAACUUAACGUUAAAAAACAAUGGUUUGAAGAAAUAUAAAGAAGACAAUAAUAUAUUAAAAUCUAAAACGAAAGAUCUUGAAAACAGAUUGACAUACAUGCAACAUAAACUGACAAACCUGGACAAUAAAAAAACGAGCCAUAUUUUAAACACAGGAGUGCUUGAAAUGGUACAUCCUGAAAUAAAGAAGAACAGAGUAACAAAUAAUCAGCUAGUUAAAGCUAUAAUAGAAUGUCGUACUAAAUUGAACGAAUCAAACUUGGCAAAGAAACAAGUUUAA